Molecule: messenger RNA, 5244 nt
Organism: Xylona heveae TC161
Lineage: Eukaryota; Fungi; Ascomycota; Xylonomycetes; Xylonales; Xylonaceae
Exons: 1
Coding region: 421-4782 (1453 amino acids)
Cellular component (GO): nucleus
Molecular function (GO): histone deacetylase activity
Source: RefSeq, a predicted model, not a curated record
CUCUGUCUGUUCAACAGUCACCCAUUUCCAAUUCCAACAGAGUUUCAGAUUGCUGCCUCAUGGCCGGUAAGCAGCUGUCAAUGGUAUCCUGUGCUUGUCACGCUUCUCAUUUUCAUGCCCUAUUGACACUUUUCCUAGCCAUAGCUUGGUCGCGCUCUAUCACAACGCGCUGCCACCUGCGCCAACCCUAGCUAUUAAGCUUUCAAUCGCUCCCGCCACGCCUUUUUCUCCCCUCCUGGUCGACAUUUGCAAUCGGCAGAAUAAUAUCAAAUACACAAAAUUAGGUUGCUGUGCGCAUGUUCUUUUGGACCUUUCAUUUCAUUUUUCGAACGUGAGACUACCACAAUUCGAUCGUCGCCAAGAAAACUCAAGCUAUCUGCUCUCAUUCCAUCGAACCCUCCGAGAACAGAUACUCGAGCGAUGGAGCAACCUUUCUCCUCUUCACCCGUGUCAGAGGAGCAGGCGCACUUCUCAUCGCGCUCAGCAAACAAUUCCACUAGGGCCACACCAAUAUCCUCGCGGUCACAGACACAAACACCAACGCCGCAGGGAACGGGAGGAGACAUAAUCGAUUCUUUGCAGAAUCUUUCGCUAUCGCCUUCUCAACAAGCCGCUCUCACACCCACGAGCCCACUCGAUUCACACGAGGCUCCACCGGGAGCAGCUCGCAGAACUCCGAAUAAGCCCGGUAGAGGGGCUGGAAAUGAGCAACAAUGGAACGGACUGCCUGGAGCGCGACUGGAAACUUCUGCACAAGCCCAGCGCGUUGCAUCACCGCGGACGGCCCGGGCAAACCUUGGGGCGGGGAUUCGUCAAACAUCAGGCUCCCUCGAGAAUCAUCAUGGUUCUCGGCCGACGACUGGGUCAACCCCACUUCGCAAAAAGGCUUCGGCUGCCUCGUUGGAUGCCGGUAGAGCUUCUACUCCUCCACGUCCUCUUUCGCGACGAACAUCCUCCAACCUUGAUCGAUCACCCUCAGGAUCGGUGUAUAGAAGAGUGUCGCGAGCGGGAUCCAUUGAUGAGAAGCCUGUGCUUACACCAGCAUCUGUUGCCAAGUCCCAUUUUCAAAGUGAGCUAGAGCUACAUAGACAGGCGGCGCCCUCCACGACAUCGCCCAAGACGGUGGUGAUUCUCCACGACGCCUGCUAUGGACACAGAUUUGCCAGACCGCGAACCUCAAAAAAUGCAUUAUCUACCAUUGUCGAGCGACCAGAACGCAUCCACGCGAGCAUCGUUGGUGUGUCCGCAGCAUAUGUGAGAUUGGGCGGAAGGCAUGAAGGCGGCCAAUGCCCCCCACGCCCAGAACCAGAUCUUCUGCGUCCCAAUCAGCAGCCAUUCAGAAUUCGACCAACCUCGAGAGUGCUAGAGCUGAGUGCGCCGGCAGUGACCAGCGUUCAUGGAACAGAGUGGAUGCACGAACUGAGGGGCAUGUGCGACACUGCUGAGAGGAAUCUCGCUUUGACGGGAAGGGAGCUGAACAGGCCAGAUGGCGACACCCAAGAAGGACAAGCAACAGUGGCGGAGAAACCUAAAUUGCAUGAGGGCGAUCUUUAUCUCUGUUCAGGGUCCUUGGCCGCAUUUCAGGGUGCUCUCGGUGGUGUGUGCGAGGGCGUUGAUGCAGUAUUCAGUAAGUCUGAGGGAGACUCUGGACCGAAAAGGGCUUUUGUAUGCAUUCGACCUCCAGGGCAUCAUUGCUCCGCAGAUUAUCCUUCUGGUUUCUGCUGGGUCAAUAACGUUCACGUUGGGAUUGCGCAUGCGACCAUGGCUCAUGGGCUCACACAUGCGGCUAUUAUCGACUUUGACCUGCAUCAUGGAGAUGGCUCCCAGGCCAUUACUUGGGAGCAUAAUGCCAGGGUUGCUCGUCUGCCCAAGAAUGCGUCUGCGUCCAAGAAGACAUCAAUAGGCUAUUUCAGUUUGCACGAUAUAAAUUCAUACCCUUGCGAGAUGGGAGAUGAUGAAAAGGUCCGCAGCGCAAGUCUGUGUUUGGAGAAUGCGCAUGGCCAAACUGUCUGGAACGUACACCUGCAGCCCUGGAAGAAUGAUUUGGAAUUCUGGGACCUGUAUCGAGAGAGGUAUUCAAUUCUCAUUGAUAAGACUCGAGCGUACCUACGAUCCCAAGCGCAGCGAAUCUCAGCGCUGCCCAACCACCCUGUGCCAAAAGCCGCUAUUUUCAUAUCUGCAGGAUUCGAUGCGAGCGAAUGGGAGAGCCCAGGAAUGCAACGACACAAAGUAAACGUUCCGACGGAAUUCUACGCCCGAUUCACUGCAGAUAUCGUCAAGCUUUCUGAAGAGGAGGGACUCGGUGUUGAUGGUCGAGUAAUCAGUGUUCUCGAGGGCGGAUACAGUGACAGAGCUUUGUCCAGCGGUGUUUGGAGCCACAUCUGUGGCCUAGCUGGGACGGAUAACGCUUUGAAUCAAAUACAAGCGGAACACGGACUAGGCUACGAGAUGCAUCGACGAAUGGGCGCACUGAAUCUGGGUCAAGAAAGCAAUCCGAAAGAUCAGCAGUUGCAACCUUUUGACCCCGCGUGGUGGGAUAUUAAGCGGCUCGAAGAACUGGAAAAGAUUGUGUAUCCGGCCGCUCCGCCUCCUGCGCCGAAGAAAAGGGGCAAUCAACAAAUCCCACAGUAUGCUAUCCCGACUGAAUCUUUCACGGCCAAGAUUGUCUCCUCUCCCAAAGGAUAUCGCAAUUUCAGCUCUGGUGCUUAUCCUUUUCAGGCGCCUGCGCCUGCACCUGCGCCGACGCCACCGCCUGUCCCGCUUGAUGUCGACUGGGCCACAGCGACACAUGAGCUAAGCAAGCUGCUGAUUACUUCAGACCGAGAAACGCGAAGUUGCCGACCUGAAGAACUUAAUGCUGAAGCCAGCCGGAAAAGACGAGAAAGACAUUCAAUCGGGCUGCCUGUGCAGCAGCCAGCGACUUCACAUCCAGAGCCCGUUGACGCAGGGCCACGCCGAUCACAGAGAGAUCGACGAGGCAAGACGCCCAACUAUAAUCUUGAUUCUGACGACGAUGACAAAUUGUUCUCGGGUGCUUCACGAAGAAGGACGAUUGCUACGACUGGCCCAACGGGUUUAGAUCACUCCCCUACUAGUUCCGUGACUGGUGUCCAAGCAGAAGGAGAAAAUUCCGCCAGACGUCUCAGCACCGCAUCAAACAUGACAAUGUCUUCAAUCAAUGGCGGAACCGGAGCAAGUACAAUACCACCUGAUCAAACAGCUAAUAGCCCCACUGCCGCUGUUUCGGGAAUGAAUCGACCGGGAAGCGCAAUGACGGUCGCUUCUCUCCACAGCAAUAAAUCUACCGGCCAGAUCCCACUCGUGAAGAAAACGCGAUUUGUCUCAGGCACGCGAGCUGAACCGCCUUCGACCACGAGCCGAGCGACAAAACCUACCCGACCGCGUCCUGCGCCUCCAAUACGUUCAUUGACCUCGCCUACUCCGGGAGCUGUGACAUCUGGGCCAACUGGGCCAUUUUCUGAAGCCACAACAGCCGCCACUAUGGCGGCAGCGGCAGCGGCCGCAGCAGCCAAGCGCGCCGAUGGUAGUCAUGUCCACGUUAAACCAGAGAAGUCCCAUGACGGCGAAGAUAAUACACUCGACAGCCUGUCGAAGGGAAUGAAGAAGAUGAGCAUCAAAUUACACGUGCCAACGCGAGAAGAGCACGAUGCGCGAGAGCGCAAGAGAGCCGACGAACACACGGUAACGAAUAAACCACCUCCCCGGAAACCUGUAGCUCCUCGGACGAAAAGGACUGUGAAGAAGGAAGUUCCUUUACAAUUACCAACCUCAGCCACCUCGGUGCCACCAGCAGCUGCUGAACCUUCGACUGGCGCUGCUCAAGGAGAACGGACUGCUAUCAAACACGAGCCUGCCGAGCAGCAACAGCAGCAACAGCCUCCUUUGUAUUUGUCUUCUUCAUCAACUCCGACCUCGCGUCACCAGGCCCACCAAGACCUCGAUUCUGAGCACCCAUCUUUGGCAACUUCCCUCCAACAGGUCCAUGCCCCAGACCAGCCCGCGCAGUACCACUCAGCGUCUCAUGACCAGCCUGCACCUUAUACUUCUCAAACCACACCACUACCGACAUUUUCGGCGGGAUCAGACAUCAAUCAACACGCCACCAUUUCUUCGAUUUCUCCUCCUGGGGUGCCCUCGCACUCUCAAGUCCCAUCUACAUCGACUCAUUCUUCUCCCUUUUCUUCGCCAUCAUUCCCGGCGGGUCCACCGUCUCAAGGGCCGUUGUUCCAGUUUGCAGAACCUCAUCCCCAGCCUUGUCCACCGACGUCAAAAUCUACAUUCCAAACUACCGAAUUCAUUCCAUAUACCCCUGAACAUGGUUUCCCUACAAUGCAGCAGCCACAACAACAGCAGUCUCGUCAAUCUGCUUAUAGUCCUCCUAAACCAGACCUCGUCUGGCUUCCGCCAAACACGUCAUCAUCAACUCAACCGCUCCCAACAACCUCCUCAUCUUCACCAUCUGCACCUUUGGUGUCCUCUGGAGUACCUCCGUUUUCGUCUACAACGCCUCCUACCGCCGCUACGCCGCCGCCACCGCCGCCGCAGCAGCAGCAACAUCAACAACAGCAAGUACAUCGCUUCGGACAAGUUAGUGACUUGGCGACACCAGCUUCGUUGGCGCCCUCGCAGCCGCAACCGACAAAGGAGACAACGGCAACACCGUCGACGGGCACCAAUAAAGCACGACGGCGCGAGGACUUGCCUGUUUUUACAGCAACCUCUGCUAUUCCAUUCAGCGAUAGCGGUAGCGGCGGGGCUUGAACUUGAGGUCUCAGCGAUGUAGCAUAGUGCCAUUGACGUUAUUCCUAGUUCGUGUUCUUUGUGUUCUUUGCGUUCUACAUUUUGACCUCUAUUUACUUUCUUUUUCCUUUUUUUUCCCGUUGUCCCCCUGUAUUUCUUUCUUAUCUUUAUCAUUUUCUUUUUCAUUUUCACUUCUAUUUCCCCCUUCAUUCAUUCGAGUCCAAGUCCCACCCGCGACUGCUUUAGAUUUAACUUCUACUUUGUCAUUGUUAGAUUGAGUUAUAAUACCCUCUCUUUUCUUUUUUCCCGCCUUCGUUUUACUUUAUGCAUGCAGAUUUAAACACACUUUUAAUUCGUCCUUCGUGCCUUGCGUACGUGUGUCUGUGCCUUUGACAAAUAAACUCAAAUCAAUAUUACUUCAGGACAAAUAUUUGACCUUCCAGUAACAAAUAACAAAUAAAAACCAAAAACUAGAAUUUGAUU